AUGGCGACGGAGCACAGUGCACAGCUGGCUCCUGGCCCCCAGAAGACCCCUGAAGUAGCUGUAUCUCCCAGGAGUGCUGUGGAGGACCCCACCUUGACCAGGAGAAGGAGCAAGAAGGAGAAGCGGCUCUCAGGGUCCCAGAAGGCCAGUUCUGGGGAGCAGUCCUCUAGCCAGGGCUCUGAGGCCUCAGGAAGCGGCAAGAACCCCCCAAGGACCAGAGCAGGACAGGAUGAGCCACCCUCAGCACCUGCCGGGCACGCCUCUCACCGACAUUCCCACCGGCAUCGUUCUGACCCUCAGCAGGACGCUGCCCAAAGGACUUACGGGCCCCUGCUCAACCGCAUCUUUGGAAAGGAUCGUGAACUGGGCCCCGAGGAGCUGGAGGAGCUCCAGGCAGCCUUUGAGGAGUUUGACACCGACCAGGAUGGCUACAUCGGCUACCGGGAGCUAGGGGACUGCAUGCGGACGCUGGGCUACAUGCCCACGGAGAUGGAGCUCCUAGAAGUGUCACAGCACGUGAAGAUGCGCAUGGGGGGCUUUGUGGAUUUUGAAGAGUUUGUGGAGCUGAUGAGCCCAAAGCUGAGGGAGGAGACAGCUCAUAUGCUGGGCGUACGAGAGCUACGGAUCGCCUUCCGAGAGUUUGACAAGGACAGGGAUGGGCGGAUCACAGUGGCAGAGCUGAGGCAAGCAGCACCAGCUCUGCUGGGGGAAGCACUCGAAGGCACAGAGCUGGAUGAGAUGUUACGAGACAUGGACCUCAACGGGGAUGGCACCAUAGACUUUGAUGAGUUUGUAAUGAUGCUAUCUAUUGGCUGA
Molecule: messenger RNA, 816 nt
Organism: Psammomys obesus (fat sand rat)
Lineage: Eukaryota; Metazoa; Chordata; Mammalia; Rodentia; Muridae
Product: calcium-binding protein 4
Exons: 6
Coding region: 1-816 (271 amino acids)
Molecular function (GO): calcium ion binding
Source: RefSeq, a predicted model, not a curated record